AUGCUGCGGGCGUUUCACAAGCAGUAUCCCAGCUACAACUUGACGCCGCUGCUCUACAAGCGGCAGCAGCAAUUGAUCGAUGCUCGGGCCUUCAACGAGUGGCUGGCCAACCGGCGGCAGCGCCAGGAAGGCGAGGCCUAUACGGAUGAAGUGGGGCGUGCAGUCGACGCCGUUAACAGGAGGAUCCCCCAGUUGAGGUGGGCCCCCGCCGAGCGGGCGGGCGUGCGUCGCGUGGCCCGCGAUGUGGCUGCCGGGCGCAACACUAGCGACUCUGCGGAGCGGCGUGCGCACGGCUUCCGCGUACGGCCGUCAUACUCACAGGUCCUGGGCUACAUCGCUGAGGGCGAGCCCUUGCGCAUCGACCUCCCAAACCGCAAUGCCAGCAUCCUGACUUCCAGCCACUUCUGGCUGGACGACUAUCCCCAGAGCUCCGAGCCCGAGCCAGCCCCGCUGCCCCACACGACCGUGAACCCUGCAGCAGCCUACGAGGAUGCCAAUGAAGGGUAUGAUGGCGUGCCCUUCCCCCGCCGAGAUUUCCUGCGCCCACGGCCCUUUGACAUGGACAGCGAACCGGAUUUUGGGGCCGUGGACCCCGGGCAGGCUCUAAGAAACGACGGGUUUCAGCCCCCAGCACCGCCAAGCUUCCUCAGCCGGAUGCAGCAGGCUGAAGCCGCUGCGGGAGCUGCAGCUGGACUGGCGGGCUCUGCCUCUGCCAUUGCGGGGCACGGACAAGACCAAAACAAUGCAGCGCGCAGGGGAAGGAACUGGAUCGACCGGAACCUACGCAUUCCGCGCACGCCCGAGGGCCUCGCGCCCCCGCCCGACGAAGUAGCUCCACCCCAAAUCAUCGGCCGGCCAAGUGAAGUGGAGCCGCUUCUGGAGCGGGCGGGACAGCGAGCCCAGGAGGUGGAGAGGGCGGCAGCCCGAGACAUCGAGCAGUUCAUGAGCGAGCAGGUGGCCGAGGCGGAGGCGACCGAGGGCUUCGCUUCCACCGCAGAAAUCGCUGCGGGGGCUGCAGAAGCGGCAGGUGCUGCAGAGGCCGCAGCGGGUCCGGGCGCGCUUGCGCUGUUUGGCGAGGCAGCAUUGGGCACCGCUGCGGGCAUGGGAGCAGCGGCGGGGGGCUUGGCUGUGGCAGGCGGGGCGGCCGCACUCGUGGGAACCGCAUGGGCACUGCACGGCGGCAUGGUGGCGGCAGAGCACCUUUUGGGCUGGGGUGGAGGCGGAGGAACCGACACGGACGCCUCCCGACCCAGCUCGGCCCCCGACAUCCAGACCUUGAAUGGGAUGCAGGAGUUUGGGGCGGAGCAGCACUUCCAGCUCCGGGAGCCACAGGCCUCACGGCAACGCCCGCAGUUUUACCGCAUGGACACCGACAGCGAAUCGGAGCCGCGGGCCCAGCCGCCCCCGCGCAUGCAGGCUCGCCCCGCGAGGCCCACGCGCUUCCCCACGGGCUUGAACCCCGCUCCCUUGGCGCAGUCCUCGGGCAGCGAGUCCUCCCGCGGGCCUCGCAUGCAGAGGCCGUCCCGCGCCGCACCGCCCCCGUCGUUCGAGGCGCUUCGAAGCGCGAGCGAGCCGGAGGCCGCUAUGGAGCAGGUAACUGCUGCCGUAAAUGAUGAGCUGGUCCAGUCUUUGUCGUUUCGGUUGGAGACCUCCAACGUUAACUAUGUGCAGAGCCGCAAAGACGUCCAGUACUACCCGAGCUCCCUGAGCGUCUUCACGCCGACCACGAGCCGCGUGCGCCGCAUCCCGCUGACCAGCGGCAUGGACUUCGUGGACGGCGAGAGCGUCAAGCUCGGCUUCACGGUGCGCAACACCUCCACCACGGCGACGCUGCAGCUCGCCUCGACGGACCCGAGCUGUCUCAUCGACCGCAUCGAGGUCUUCGCGAACGGCACUCGCAUCGAGGACAUCUCCUAUUACAACCGCUGCUCGUACCUCUACAGCCUCCUGAAGAACGAGGAGUGGUGGCUGAACCGGCACAUCCAGGGCUUCCUGGCGGACGGCGGGGGCCACGCCGAGGAGAUCCCGGCCUCGGGCUCCCGCACCGUGCUCAUGAGCCCGCACCUCAUCGGGAUCUUCAACUGCGGCAAAAUGUUGCCCCCCGAGCUCGGCCUUGUUCUUCAAAUCACCUUCUGCGACCCCACCGACGGGGCCCGCAACGUCAGCGGGAGCCAGGAGUACACCAUCGAGAACGUGAAGCUCUACGCCUCCCAGGUGACCCUCGACUCCGCCCUUCGCGAGAGCUUCCAGAGGAUCAUGACCAGCGGCCGCAGCCUGGUUUUCAGCUUCCCGACGAUGCACACGCAGCUCUCCAGCAUCCCCGCAGGGUCCACCAGCUACAAUACUACAAUAGCACGGGCAUUUACGAAAUUGCUCGGCGCCUUUGUGACGUUCAACAAGACCACGGAGGACCACGUGGACAAUUUCGAGUACCCUGGAGCGAAUGCGAAUCGGAACCUCAAGGGCCAGCUGCAGCUGGGUGCGUUGCAAUAUCCUAGGACGGCCAACGAGAGCAUCGCCGAAUGGCACCACUUUUUGGAGAUCCUGGCGGGCACCUAUGACUCCAAGCUUCGCAACAUGCGCAUCCGGGACAACCUCUACGGGAACACGCAGUUCAUCGCGGCCUUCCCGGUGGAACGAGUGCCCAAGCAUCCGCUCUCGGGCAUCUCGACCCGCUCCGGCGACCUCUGUCGCUUCAGCUUCAGCAACAUGGAGGCGGAGCGCGUGGACCAGUGCUUCGUGCACAUGCUCUCCUACCAGCUCGUGACGCUCUCAGGAGCUGGGGUCAGUUCCCUCGACUAG
Messenger RNA from Symbiodinium natans, 2802 nucleotides. NCBI's taxonomy places the organism in Eukaryota, Dinophyceae, Suessiales, Symbiodiniaceae. The record is from the annotation of a GenBank genome assembly.